Bolinopsis microptera is the source of this 1341-nucleotide messenger RNA. RefSeq names its product GDP-D-glucose phosphorylase 1-like. The record is from RefSeq and is a predicted model, not a curated record. Gene Ontology annotation, cellular component: cytoplasm. Lineage: Eukaryota; Metazoa; Ctenophora; Tentaculata; Lobata; Bolinopsidae. Bases 7 to 1068 code for a protein of 353 amino acids. Gene Ontology annotation, biological process: glucose metabolic process. Gene Ontology annotation, molecular function: GDP-D-glucose phosphorylase activity. The transcript has 6 exons.
UUCAGUAUGAAGAGAGCAUGUGUGACUCUCCCUCGUCAUUUGACUCCAGAUAAAGUAAAAGUCUCUCAGACACUAAUUAAUGGUUUAGUCGAUUCUUUAUGGAGUAAAAGCAAGUCAGAAAAUGUUUUUAGAUACGAGUUAUCAGAAUCUUGCUUGCGGAGUAUCCCUGGCCAAUGUCAAUUCUGUGCAGAUUACAAUGAACAUAGAUUUUCAAAGAAGAGAGCUGCCCACUCAGUGUCUUCUUGCAAUCAACUCUUCAACGACAGUUUAUUUAACUUCAACAAGCUUAAUGAUUCAGAGAUCUUGCUAGAAGUUUCUCUGUCGGAUGAUGCAGAUUGUGUAAGUUUCUCUAUGGACAGUGGUUCAUCCUUAGUUGCUGUUAAUGCAAGCCCGUUAUCGGAGAGUCACAUUCUUCUUCUACCAUCACCUGAAAAAUGCUUAAACCAGAGGUUAACUCUCGGUGCAGUCGAGCUGGGACUGUCAUUUUCUGUUAGCUGUGGUGAUCCAGAUCUACGAGUAGUUUUCAACAGUUUACGAGCAUUUGCGUCCAUCAAUCAUCUUCAUCUCCAUGCUUACAAGUGCAGUGCUAGUCUGCCAAUAGAAAGUGCACCAGUUGUACACUUAGUGGAUUGUUGUUAUAAACUAACAACUUACCCCGUACCUGGGUUCGUGUUUCAGCUUCAGACUGAUACUGUUUCACUUGCUAAGAGCGUGUUUACGGCAGUAGAAGUACUACAAGACCAGGAUAUACCCCACAAUAUGAUGAUAACAUAUGGGGACCCCUGCGCUGUUCACACAAAUCCAACCAUAGUUCCAGAACCUGUCCUUCGAGUUUGUUUGUGGCCUGUCAAACCAUCAGACCAGCUUCCUGCUGAUGAGCUACUUUUCAAACCGGCAGUGUGUGAGAUAAGUGGUCAUAUUUUACUACACGACUUGGACUUAUUUCAAACCAUCACAGAGACACAGAUAAUCAAUACCCUCAAGAUAAAUGCUUUUGAAGAAGAUCAGUUUCAAGAAAUUACUGCUUUGGUCAGGAAGAAAUUGGAAGCAGUAAAUAAGAGCAGCUAAUUUUGUCAUGCGAUUGAUCUCACGUCACGUCAUAAAACUACUCUGGUUUCACACAGAAAUAGUCACAUAUUGUGUUUUUAUAUUUAUUUUACUACUUUUUAACCUCAUUUUACGUUUAAUUAUUUAUACAAUUUUAUGUUUGAAGUAACAUUGUCAGUUAGAUUUCAUUUUAUCAAAUAUGUUAAAGCAUACAUAAAGUAACACAUAAAUUAUUGCAAAACAAAGUUAGUUAUCUGGAGUAACUUAGCUAUAAUAUAAGAGUAACUUAGCUAU